Oncorhynchus keta (chum salmon) is the source of this 927-nucleotide messenger RNA. Its product is annotated as epiplakin-like. Gene Ontology annotation, molecular function: keratin filament binding; structural molecule activity. The record is from RefSeq and is a predicted model, not a curated record. Gene Ontology annotation, biological process: wound healing; intermediate filament bundle assembly. The transcript has a single exon. The coding region runs from base 73 to 912 and encodes 279 amino acids. Gene Ontology annotation, cellular component: membrane; keratin filament; cytoplasm. NCBI's taxonomy places the organism in Eukaryota, Metazoa, Chordata, Actinopteri, Salmoniformes, Salmonidae.
UACAUCACAGAGGAGAGAAGGAGAGAGCUUGUGCAACAGUAUAAAUCUGGAGCAAUCACUAUUGAACGCUUCAUGGAGAUUAUCCUAGCAAGUAUUCAACAAAAGACUACCACCACAAUAACCACAACAUCUUCAGUGUCAACAUACACACCACCACCUGAGACAAAGUCAGAGAAAACAACCAUCACCACAACAACCACAGAGACAAGCUUCCAUGGUAUCAGGAAGAAUGUCACCGCUGGCGAGCUGCUUGCCUCAAAAAUUAUUGACAAGAAACUCUAUGAAGACCUCAACACAGGAAAAGUCACAGUGAACCAAGUGAGUGAAAUGGACUCAGUACACAAGUACUUGGAGGGAACUAAUAGCAUUGCAGGUGUAUAUGUUCAGUCCACCAAACAGACCAUGAGCAUCUACGAGGCCAAAUCCAAAGGUCUUCUAACUCCUGGAACCUCUCUGGUUCUGCUGGAGGCUCAAGCUGCCACUGGAUUUGUCAUUGACCCAGUGAAGAACAAGAAGCUCUCUGUAGAAGAGGCAGCCGCUCAAGGUGUGGUUGGGAACGAGUGGAAGAACAAACUGCUUUCAGCAGAGAGGGCAGUCACUGGAUACAAAGAUCCCUACACAGGAAACACAAUUUCCUUGUUCCAGGCCUUGAAAAAGGAUCUAAUUGUCAAGGACCAUGGAAUUCGCCUUCUUGAGGCACAGAUUGCAACUGGUGGAAUCAUCGAUCCAGUGUACAGUCAUAGAGUGCCAGUAGAGGUGGCGUACCAGAGAGGAUACUUUGAUGAGGAAAUGAACCAGAUCCUCGAUGACCCUGAUGAUGACACCAAGGGCUUUUUUGACCCCAACACACAAGAAAACCUCACCUACCUGCAGCUUGUGGAGAGGUGUGACAGACCCAGAUACUGGCCUUAGCUUACUCGUAAUUGU